AGAGCGAGUCUGAGAGUAUAAAAGGAAUGAUUUGUCUUGUCGAGAAUGAAAACGCAAACGACGACGUACUCUGACGCAUCGGAUAUUACGAUGGGUUCUCCGUUUAUUUUCUUAGCACUUUUUGGCGUUCUAUCUCUGAACCUUGCCAAGGCCGAAGAUAUAUUUUACUUUUCUGAUGAUACUGGGACCACUCACGUAAUUUCUGUGGAGGACUAUGACUUAACCAACGAGGAUAUUAUAUUUUUGAAAGCUAAUUUAUCAGGGGUGAAAUUCAUUCUUUAUACGCGACAAAAUCCUACAGAUGGUUACAUUUUAAAAUUGGACGACUUGCCGAAUCUUCAGAAUCCUAAUUGUACAUGGAAUGCGAGUAAUCCUACGAAAAUCAUUACACACGGCUGGAGAGGAUCUUACAAAAGUGAUUCAUGCGUUAAAGUUCGCGAUGCCUAUCUAACAGUUGGUGAUUUCAAUGUAAUCGUUAUCGAUUGGGAAAAUAUUGCUAGUGAUAUACUUUAUAGUAAAGUAAGAGCAUGUAUACCUAAUGUUGCUUUAUACGUCGCUAAAUUUAUAAAUUAUAUGCAAGCUGUUGCCGAUUUAAAUCCAAAGAACACGUUAAUGGUUGGUCAUUCUUUGGGUAGUCAUCUCAUUUCACUCGCAGCAAACAAUAUUUCCGAUAGCAUUGCAGACGUCGUCGGUCUUGAUCCCGCUGGACCAGGUUAUACCAAUGCUAAUCCUAAUAAUAGAAUCGAUAAAACUCAUGCGGAUUACGUACAAGUAAUUCACACGAGUUCUGGCAGAUUAGGCUUGAGAGGUAAUUACGGUACAGCUGAUUUUCAUAUGAACGGUGGAAAUACACAACCCGGAUGCGGUGUUUGGGAUAUAAUAGGAAAAUGCUCUCACGCAAGAUCAUACUUAUAUUUUUCGGAAUCCAUUGAAAAUCCUCAUGGUUUUCGAAUUACUCCUGUUACAUGCACAAGAUCCUCGUGUCCUAACGUAUACAUGGGUGGAUCUUCUCUCGAUCACAACGCCCAAGGAUCUUAUACAUUGGCUACUGCUAGCGAACCUCCUUAUGCUUUAGGAUAAUUAAUGUGAUAUCUUUUUUGUUUUUUUAUUUUAUCAAAAUUAUUGUAAAUAUUUUUUAUAUAUUCUAACAUUAGUAUUAUUUCUUUCUUUUUGAUAAUUUCGACUCGAUGCUCUUUUUGACUCGAGACAUUUUACGGCAUGUUUGACGUAAUUGUUUAUCCUCUAACAUAAAAAUGAUUAAAUAUAUAAAUUAAUCUAUAAAA
Messenger RNA from Vespa crabro (European hornet), 1283 nucleotides. RefSeq names its product phospholipase A1 VesT1.02-like. The record is from RefSeq and is a predicted model, not a curated record. Gene Ontology annotation, biological process: lipid metabolic process. Bases 46 to 1080 code for a protein of 344 amino acids. Lineage: Eukaryota; Metazoa; Arthropoda; Insecta; Hymenoptera; Vespidae. The transcript has 7 exons. Gene Ontology annotation, molecular function: lipase activity.